Podarcis muralis (Common wall lizard) is the source of this 4182-nucleotide messenger RNA. RefSeq names its product leucine rich repeat containing 31 (gene LRRC31). The record is from RefSeq and is a predicted model, not a curated record. NCBI's taxonomy places the organism in Eukaryota, Metazoa, Chordata, Lepidosauria, Squamata, Lacertidae. Gene Ontology annotation, molecular function: protein binding.
UGGUACGAGCUGAGAGAAAAAUAAAAGAGAAAGAAUGAUUUAUAAUAGAACAGAUAUGUUGUAAAUAUCAAUGAAACAUGAGAGGAAUAUAAAGCUGUAUAGGUCCUAUAAGGUCAGCUAAGAAUUCUGGAGGUACCAUCUAUAUAUGAAAGGCUAUUUUCAUACCCAGUGUGCUUGUCAUGGUAAGAGGAAGUAUAACAGCUUGAACAAACAAGUAGCCUGGCAUUGCACACUGGUCAAAUUGCAUGUAUUAGACUGCUCCUUUUUCCAAAGCUGUGAAGAAACAAAUGAGAGGCUGCCUAGUGUUACAUGUGAACCAGCGUUUAUGGUUUGUUCCUCUCCAAGCUUUGUUCUUGCCAUAGGCCUCAGGUUGGCAACUAUGGGAAACAGGAUGCCGGACUAUAUUGUGCCAGUCCACUGGGCCAUCUAGCCCAAGAGGCAGCAACUACCUAAGGUCUCAGGCAUGGGUCUCUUGUAGACCUCCAGUUUUUGGAGGUCCUUUCUGGUACAGAUGGUAGGUACUGAAAAUGGAACCUUACGCAUGCAGACGAGGGGAUCUUCCCUGAGCCAUGGCCCCUCCAGAUAAGGACUGUGAAAUAGCUAAGAACCUUGAAGCUGGGUUUGUGUAAAAUAAUAUGCACCAGCUGUCCAAGACUGCAUUUGUGUAGGACUCUCUGCUGAUCCUAUUCCGUAAAUCCGGACUGUACAGCACAUUAUAGGGAUGAAGACAAGUUAAUCUCUGCUUUUAGAGUUUUACCCUCAGCAAACCCUUCUUGGCAGCAGGCAGAACCACUCACCUAGUGCUAAUUCUGUCUCGGUUUAUUAGGCAAAGGGUGGAAGGGCAGAAUCUUUAUGGACUAAAAGCACUUCCAUACAGUUAAUCAUGUUAUGAGAGCCCAAAAGUGUGUGUGUGUGUCCAUUCUGCGCAGAGGGUUGAAGAAACAGAUUUUGAAAAUAAACAAAAGUCUAAGCUCUUUAUCUGGUGACAUAUGUUCUACUGUUGAAAAUGCCUACUCUUUUCCCUUCAAUUAACUUUCAGUUUUAUAUGUACAGCCAAGGUCCAUCUCUGAAACCUUUUUGGAAUUUUUAGCGCAAGAGAGCAUAUUUAAGUGCUAACUCAUUCUUUGUAUUUAUAUAGUUGUAGUUUCAAUAUUUGUGGCUCUAGUUCAGCCAGCCUGAUGCCCUCCAGUUGUUUGGGACUACAACUCCCAUCAGCCCUGGUGUAAUAAUGGUGUAUUUACCCAACAUCACCCGUCUUUCAACCAGUGUUCUAUGUACACACUCCUUCAUCAAUCCAUCACCUCUUGGUUGCUCUGCACUGAAAUCUCUCCAAUACUUUGGUGUGUUCCUUGACUUUCUGGCACUUCAUCUCAUGGGUGUGCAGUGCAAAAGUAGUCUGUAACUUGAGCUAUAAAGUGACUCAGCCUUCCCAGCUGCCAGCAAUCCGUCACAUGUAAGAGGCUCCGGUAUCAAAGUCUACACAAGUACUUCCUCUUUUCUCUUCGAAUGAUCCUACCCCACUACACACAAAAAAAAUGCUGACCAGACUGUUCAAAUGAAGUGUUCAAGGAGGUAGUCGGGCAAAACCGUCAAAAGACGCAUCAAAGAAAAAGUUACGGUAAUGCUUUCCACCGGACCAUCAUCUCUCUUGAAAAUACUUUUGAACUCUGCACAGUUCUUCUGAAGAGCAUAUGUCCCUGCUUCACCAUCGCAGCAAAGCAAGAAUUUUGCAUGAGAAAGCUAAUAUGAGAACAGAAAGUGUCUGAAGACAAGCAAUAAAGCAACUGAAUCAAGAGCAAACUCAAAGGAUGAUCAGCAUCAAAGCUGAUUUGUUUCAUAAGCCAUGAAAAUACUUGGAAAGGUAAAACAACCUUUCAAUUAAAAAAAAUGGAAGCUGAAGGCGCAAAGUGGACAAGCACAGAAAAGGGUGCAGAUGGCUUUUUUCAUAGAUCCCCAUUCAACUUCUUUAGAAGUCAGAUCCAGAAGAAGAAACGCUCUGCUGAGAAAGGGGGAUGUGAACAGUACCAGGGCUCAGACCACGAGGAAUCCAAAGAGGAAAGUGGAAAAGGAAGCAGAGGACACAAAAUGAAUGAUUCCUGUUUAGAAACUCAAAUGGUGGAGCAGAUUUUCCCUGCACCAGACUCAAUGCUGUGUCCGCAAAGAGUCCAGAAUUUCCUGGGGAAAUUGGGCAAACAGCCCUCUAGCAAGGUUUUGGACUUAAAUAAUUGUGCAUUAAGUACAACAGAUAUAAUGGAGCUGGUUGCCAUAAUACAUUUGCUGCCAGGCCUGGAAGAGAUUGAUCUUUCCUGGAAUGAUUUAAUAGGAGGGACAUUAAAGUCUCUUACCCUUCCGUUCAAAUGUCUGCAAGAGCUGAAAGUCCUCCGACUGAACAACUGCAGACUCACAGCCAUGGAUCUUUCGUUUUUAGGGGAAGCGCUUGAAGUAAUUCCUCACCUUGAAACACUAGAUUUAUCAUGGAAUACCAACAUUGGUGGGAAGCUUUUUCUUCUAAUCCAAAAAAUCCCCAAAGACCAUAAACUCAAAACACUAAAAGUGAUGGAUUGCAGUCUAACUUCUGAAGAUGGUGAAUCACUAGCUCAGCAGCUCUACAAAAUCCACAACCUUGAAGUACUGGAUCUGUCAAUUAACAGAAAGAUAGGAUAUAGCCUGGAGAGUAUUGCCCAGGAAUUAAAGCAUGUCUCAGGACUGAAAGUACUUAAUCUGAACAGGUGUGGGUUAAAACUAGAUGGAUUCAAGUGUUUAGCUAGUGCCUUGCAGCACCUGCUGGAACUAAGAGAAUUAGAUCUGUCAUGUAAUAAAGAGAUUGGAGGAGGUUUCAAGUACUUAGCAGCUCAUUUGGCCGAGCUAAGGAACCUAGAAGUCCUGAAUCUUCAUCAGUGUUGUAUUACAGAAGAGGACAUGACUGUUUUAACCCAUGUAAUUCCCCUUUUGUCGAGUCUUCAGGACCUGGAUUUAUCAUUAAAUAAAAGCAUUGGGAAGUCUUCCGACCACCUUCUCAGCAGACUCCGUUUUUUACCAAAACUGAAAUCUGUGCUUCUCAGCAAUUGUUCUUUAAAGCAUGAUUCAUUUGCAUCUUUAGCUGAUGCUGCCCUUCACCUUCCUGAACUGGAGAUAUUAGACCUUUCUUGGAAUAAAUGCGUUGGCGGGAACCUAAAGCUGAUUUUGAAAGCGCUAAACCUUGGAGCUGAGAUCAAAGUGUUAAGACUAAGCAGCUGCAGCUUGGUAGAUGAGGACCUGGGUGGCCUUGGCCUGGUCAUCCAAGCUGGGCAUCUGGCUCAACUACAAGAACUGGACCUUAGUUAUAACAACCAGAUCUCUGACCAAGGAUGGACAAUGUUCUAUCAAGACAUAGUUGGCCUUGAGCAGCUUUCUGAACUGGAUGUCAGCCGUCGUCCUUCGUCACGUGGCAACUGUGGCGAAUGGUUGGGCAAACUUUUGGCAGCACUGCUGAAGCUGCCCCAGUUCACGGAGCUCGGGCUGCAAGGCUGGGUUCUUUCCGAAGUUCAGCAAAAGCAACUGGAACAUUUUAAUCGGGACAAUGAACGAAAUGUUCGCUUUGAUGUUUGGUAUGGAGCAUGAUGUCUUGUGCCAGUGUAACAAUCUAUAGCUGGUGGCCCACAGGCUCAGCACGCAGUUCCUAUAGCCUUACCUGACAGAAUGCAGUGGGAUAGAGAGAGAAGAGCGCCAGAAUUGAGAAACUGAAGCCCUCAUCUCAGUGAAAAUCCUACUCAGCCCCGCCUUGUGAGUAAUUUUUCGCCACACAGGAUGCAAGACUUGCCUUGCUGGACCAUUUCUCCCCACCAAGAGGAGUUUGUGGCUUGAGCAAUAGAAAAUACUAUCUUGAUCUGAGAAAAUGACUUUCUAUGAGUCCUUUUCUUUUCUUGCUUGUAUUUAUUCCCCCGGCCUUUUAAGGUAUCACAGAAAGCAGUUAUUUCUUCUUGCCCUUGCCUUUGUCCUUUUCCUUGCCCUUGUCUUUUCCUUUUCCUUUGUCUUUCCCCUUUUUGUCUUUCUCCUUCUUCUUCUCUUUCUUCUCUUUCUUGCCUCUCCUGAUCAUUUUCAGGAUCUCGCCAAAGGCUCCAAUCCCUCUGCGCACCAUCAAGCCACGCCACCAAGCCUGGACCUUUGAGGGGAGGGAGAAACAACCACAUAAGCAUGAAAAUG